AUGGCCGCGGCCUGUGCCAGAUCACUUUGUAAGGUCGGCCGGCUAGCCUUUGAGAUUCCGCCAUGCCGUUCAACAAAUACUUCUCUUCUCGCCACGAGGGUAUCUUUGCAAAACACAGGAAGAUCUUUUGGGACCGGCGGUGCAGGAUUCCGACCCAGACUUUUGCUGACUGCACAGCGACAAGGCAGAGGGCUCUUCGGGUGUGCGUUCUUGCUCGGUAGUGGUCUUGGCUUGUAUCACACAUUCAAGCUCACUUUUAAGGGUCACUUCGCAGAAGAAGAAGCAAAGGCACCAGGAACAGAGCUAAAAUUGACGCUGUACCAGUACAAGACCUGUCCGUUCUGCAGCAAAGUACGUGCGUUUCUGGACUACCAUGCCCUUCCCUACGAAAUUGUGGAAGUCAACCCGGUCAUGCGACAGGAGAUCAAGUGGUCCACGUAUAGAAAAGUACCUAUCCUGAUGGUGAAUGGAACAGUGCAACUGAACGACUCUUCCGUCAUUAUCAGUACAUUGAAAACCUAUCUCAUUACCAAGGAGAAAACGAUCGAACAGAUCAUUCAGUGUUACCCUGAAAUGAAAUCGAAGAAUGACAGCGGGAAGGAGGUCGUUGAGUUCGGCAACAAGUACUGGGUCAUGAUCAGCGACGCAGAGGCCGCACAGAUUUAUCAGGAAAAGGAAUCCAGAAAAGAGGAGAUAAAGUGGCGUCGCUGGGCUGAUGACUGGUUGGUGCAUCUGAUCUCCCCCAAUGUGUACCGCACGCCAGAUGAAGCCUUGGCGUCUUUUGAUUACAUUGUCCGUGAAGGCAAGUUUGGCACCUUUGAGGGCUUUUUUGCAAAAUACGUUGGAGCUGCCGCAAUGUGGAUCAUCUCUAAGAGACUGAAAAACAAACACAAUUUACAGGAGGACGUGAGACAAGACUUGUACAAGGCUGUCAAUGAAUGGGUGGCAGCCAUUGGCAAGAAGAGGAAAUUUAUGGGUGGUGAGAACCCUAACCUAGCAGACUUAGCUGUGUUUGGUGUUCUGAGGGUCAUGGAGGGUCUGCAGGCCUUUGACGACAUGAUGGAGAACACUAAAGUGAAGAAUUGGUACCGACGCAUGGAAAAGGCCACGCAUCACAAAGAGGCUCCCAACUGAGGCUGCGCUUACGUUGGCGCCGAUGCAGAAUGCCUAACACGCGUCAGCCUCUCCCAAAACGCAAAGAGCUAAUGCCAUCAGAAUGGUAAUGCUUUUGCAAAAAAAAAAAAAAAAAGAAAGAAAAAAGAGGUCAUACUGGUGAAUUAAUAAUUGUUCUCCCUCUGAAACUGGUUCAUAUUUGAGUAUAUCUGGAGUGUUCUGAGCCAUUACCCUGUGACCUCAAGAAUGGAGCUUGGUGUCUAUUUAAUUUGGGGGGGAAAAAUGUGCCCAAACAAAAAAAAAUAUUGUAGAUUAUAUUGAUUUUGCUCUUAACGUCGGUUAUUUGCUAUGCAUUUUCAGUGUAGCUUUAAUCACAUUGUUUUGUUUUUUUUUUCCUGCUACGCUUUCUUUUCUUUGGCGUCAUAGGGUCUAAACUAAGCCAAAACAUUGUGAGAACAGCGAAAGCGUAACUAACUGUUGAUACACUGAGGACUGUUAGAGGGGUCCAGGCUUGGUGAAAACAAUCUUAAUAUUUUGUUGGUCACCGUUACAACCACCACCACCACCACAACAAAGUCUUUGGUUUUGUGCUCAUUCUAGCCUAUUUUCUGUCCACAUUUGCACUUCAUACUUACAACGGUUUGAAUAUUACUGUCAGCAAUAUUUAGAACUUUCAUCUAUUGGUAUAACAGUCCAUAUAUACAAACAAUGACAGGCAUUUCAUGUAUUUUGCCCAUAUACUUUAAACCAUUUCCACUGUGGUACUGUAGACUGUGGCUAUGGCUACCUCAUUUCACCUUGGCUUUUUCUUUACAUCUGAAUUUUGGUCUGUGCUCUUGUGCUGAAUGUUCACUGGAUGUAUGGAAGACUUUGCAUAAACUGUUUUUUUUGGUAAUUUUUUCCUCUAGAGGAUGUCAUUAUUUGGUGGGUGGAAAUUCCUUCAAAAAACUUUUCAAAAAGUUUAUACUUAUGGUUUGGAAUUGUGUGUGGUGAGGCAAACUAUAGACACCCUUUUAUUGGUAGCAGUGUUUCUAUCAUUUCCAUGCAAUUGAUGAUUAAUAAUGAUAAAAUCCCAAUAUGCA
Messenger RNA from Chanos chanos (milkfish), 2195 nucleotides. RefSeq names its product prostaglandin E synthase 2-like (gene ptgesl). Gene Ontology annotation, cellular component: mitochondrion. Gene Ontology annotation, molecular function: prostaglandin-E synthase activity. The transcript is spliced from 7 exons. The coding region runs from base 1 to 1134 and encodes 377 amino acids. NCBI's taxonomy places the organism in Eukaryota, Metazoa, Chordata, Actinopteri, Gonorynchiformes, Chanidae. The record is from RefSeq and is a predicted model, not a curated record.